This is a messenger RNA of Panthera uncia (snow leopard), 4500 nucleotides long. RefSeq names its product transmembrane protein 245 (gene TMEM245). The transcript is spliced from 18 exons. NCBI's taxonomy places the organism in Eukaryota, Metazoa, Chordata, Mammalia, Carnivora, Felidae. The record is from RefSeq and is a predicted model, not a curated record. The coding region runs from base 63 to 2693 and encodes 876 amino acids.
CUUUCCCGCGACUCUCGCUCGGCUUUCCAGUACCGCCUCUUGGCGGCGGCAGCAGAGGCACCAUGGCCGACGACGGCCGCCCUGCCGAGGCGCCCAGCCCACGGGGCUCCCCGGGUCGGGCGCCGCGGGUCCCGCGCGCGGUCGGGCCGGGAAGCGGGGCCAGCUGCGGGGAGACCCCUAGGACGCCGGCGCUGGCGCUGCGCUUCGACAAGCCCAUCAAGCAGGCCUUCUACAACACGGGGGCCGUGCUGUUCGUGUGCCUGUGCUGCGGCGCCGCCGUGCUCGUCUACUUCAUCCUGGAGGCCUUCCUGCGGCCACUGCUGUGGGCCGUGCUGUGCGGCACCUUCCUGCACCCCUUCAAGAGCUCGCUGACGCGCCUGGGCCGCCACUGGCUGCAGCGCCUGCACCGCGCGCACACGCCCAUCGUGCUGGCCGCGCUGCUGCUGCCGCUCUGCUUCGCCGACUACGGCGUUGAGGCCCUGGGCGAGCAGGCGCUGCGCCGCCGCCGCCUGCUGCUGCUGCUGGGCGCCGGCGGCCCGCUCCUCUACGGCCUCUACUGCCUCGGCAGCUACCUGGGCGUGCAGGUGCUGCUGGCGCACGCCGGCGCGCUCAUCUGCCGCGGGCUGGACUACUUCAGCAGCCUGUGGAUCUGGACACUGGUAGUUGGCUAUGUGUUGGCUGUCUCAUUCAAGUGGAAUGCAAGCACUGAACGCUACUUGAGAGCAGUUUCAAUUCCUGUCUGGAUUAUACUGCUUUUUCAUUUAGCAUCCCUGGCAGGUUCAUGGAGAAUUCCAGUAUUCCUGGUUAUUGUUUUCCUGAUGUCUGUGGGCACCCUCUAUGAAAAACAGAAUGGAAAAGAGUCUUCUGGAGCGGAGUUACCAGGGCAGGUUAUCUCCAUGGCAGCUUCUACUCUGGCAACCUUGGCCAUCUCCAUCACAGGGUAUGAAUCAAGUGCCGAUGACCAGCCCUCCGACCAGCCUGCAGAAACCAUGGACACAGGAGAACCCCCCGCACCACUGUCCUCAUCUCCUUCACCUUCUUCCCCCUCCCCUACUCUGGGUAGACAGAGGGCUGAAAUGGGAACAUUUCUCAGGAAGAAGAAAACCAGUGACAUCUACUUCGUGUCGCUCGUGUGGGCCAUCGUUGGUGUCCAGCUCUGGUUGAACCUGUGGAUUGUACAGUUGCUGCCGGUGCCUGUCGCAGUCUGGAUCCUCAAAAAGCUUGUCAUUCACUUUGGAGUCGUGGACUUCCUGGCGAAACGCUGCCGCGUGUGGUGGCAGGUGGCUGAGCACUUCCUCAAGGAGCGGCAGGAGGCUCUCGCACCAUGGCCGGUUAUUGGGCUUGGAAAAUUCUUGUUAAAAGUUGAUAGCAAGCUCUGGCACUGGCUAAAUAAGAAGAUGAUCAUCUGGUUGGAGAAGAUGUUAGACAAAAUAAUUAGCAUUUUCAUCAUAUUUUUAUUAGUGAUAGGAACCCUUCUUUUAGCCCUACUCCUGACUGCAAAGGUGCAUCAAGAGAGUGUGCACAUGAUUGAAGUCACAAGCAAUUUGAUUAAUGAGACUCUAGCAAAUCACCCUGAGUGGGCAAAUUGGCUUCCUGAAGCUCAAGUAGUCCAAAAAGCCCUCAAUUCUGCGGCUAACAACGUUUAUCAGUAUGGAAGAGAGUGGAUAACCCACAAGCUUCAUAAAAUUCUGGGAGAUAAGGUGAACAAUACUGCUGUAAUUGAAAAGCAAGUACUAGAACUUUGGGACAGAUUGUAUCAUUCUUGGUUUGUAAAGAAUGUAACGCAUUCUGGAAGGCACAAAGGACACAAGAUGCAUAUAAAUCGUCAGAAUAGCUGGCUGGGAGACAUCCUGGACUGGCAGGAUAUCGUUUCCUUUGUUCACGAGAACAUUGAGACAUUUCUUUCGAUCUUAGAGUCUCUGUGGAUUGUCAUGAGCCGGAACGUGAGCCUGCUUUUCACCACGGUCACCACCCUCCUGACCAUCCUCUUCUACAGCGGGACGGCCCUUCUCAAUUUUGUGCUAUCUCUGAUAAUUUUCCUGACCACACUAUUUUAUCUAUUAAGUUCCAGUGAUGAGUACUACAAGCCAGUGAAGUGGGUGAUAAGCCUGACACCACUAUCUCAGCCAGGUCCUUCUUCUAAUAUUAUUGGCCAGUCUGUGGAAGAAGCUAUCAGAGGGGUGUUUGAUGCUUCCCUCAAAAUGGCUGGCUUCUACGGAUUGUACACUUGGCUGACUCAUACUAUAUUUGGCAUCAAUAUUGUCUUCAUACCAUCAGCGUUAGCAGCAAUCCUCGGAGCGGUGCCAUUUCUGGGGACAUACUGGGCGGCAAUACCUGCCGUUCUAGACCUGUGGCUCACACAAGGCUUAGGGUGCAAAGCCAUCUUACUGCUGGUUUUUCAUCUCUUGCCAACAUACUUUGUAGACACUGCCAUCUACUCUGAUAUAUCAGGAGGUGGGCAUCCUUACUUGACAGGCUUGGCAGUGGCUGGUGGGGCGUACUACUUAGGCCUGGAAGGAGCAAUCAUUGGGCCCAUACUUCUCUGCAUACUCGUGGUCGCUUCCAAUAUCUACAGUGCCAUGCUAGUGAGUCCCACGAAUUCAGUGCCCACGCCAAACCAGACCCCAUGGCCUGCUCAGACUCAGCGGACUUUUCAUGAUAUUUCUGAGGAUCUGAAAUCUUCAGUAGACUGACAUGGUUUCCCCCGCAGUGAUUUCUGUAGGAGGCUCCGUCUUGAUAGUGAGUUCAGCUCAGCUGUGGCCUUCUGUCCUUUCAUCCGUGCCUAGCAAGCAGAGCCCGGAAAAGAAGCAGAACCCUCCUGGCCUUCCCUACAGAAUGCCUGGACAAGAGAGAGCUCGCUGUGGGGUGCUUUCCAUUUUAAAGCACGGCUUUAGAGCUCAGAAUUGUGGUUUGCUCACUUAAUUGUUGCUAGGAUGGCUUGAAGAGUUUCGAUUUAUACACUGGUACCAUGGCUUGAAGUUUCCCACUUUGGUUAUCUAUAUUAUUAUAAUAUGUAUUUAUAAAGUUAUUUCAAGAGCCCUAAACUACCUGCUGUUAAAAGUAUUUACAGUGUAAUUUUCUCCUGCUUUAAGGAAUCUGUUCUUAAACUUUUCUAUGGUCGUCACUUUUUAACGAAGAGGGUUUUCACUUUUGAAUUUGCAGUUUCUUGAGCAGGAAAAAGGAGUCAUCUUCCCUUCUUCCACCGUGUAUGGUCCCCUUUGUAAGAAAGAACAAAUCUUAAGUGUAAGACGGGGUGGCUUAUUUGAAUGUCAGUUAGUUGUGUGUUACAGCCAUAGGAGACACAGAAAGACUGUCUCUGCCCCCCACCCCCACCCCCCCUUCUCUUCCUUCCAUCCACCAUUACACUAUGACCAACUUUCUAAAACUUGGUUGACCACUUUGAAGUAAAAUACUGAUUAAGCUGCUAUUAAUGGUAAUAGUAUGACAGAAUUCACGUUGUGGUACAGUUUUUCUUUCCAGAUACUUUAAGUGAAAAAUCUCAGGAGUAGCAGUUCUCUGAGUUGUUGAAUGUAUCCCUGUUUGCUUAUUUGAAAUUCUGCCAAUUAGUUACUUAUUAGCAGUAGAAUGUUACAUUUAUGUAGUAUUUUUCCAUCACUUAGCACAGUGCCUUGCACAUAAGACUCUAGAUGAAGGCUUGUUGAAUUAUGACUUUUUUAAGUAUCUCAGAUAUCACAAUAACCAGCAUAGCGCUUUACAUCUUACAAGUCAUUUUGCGCAUAUUUUUUCACAGCCACUCCCCAUCAGCUUUCAUGUAGCUUUAUAUUAUUUUAGAACUGUUUCAUACAGACGGGGAAACUAAGGUUCAGAAAAAUUUAGUAAGAUUUUUACCUCAAGUCUUUCUGACUUGAUAGUCUGCAGACCGUGCUGUACUGUAACAUUUCUUCCAGUAUCUUCCACAGUUUUCCUAGUGUUGGUCCUACAGUUAAUGACAAGGCUGGGACUGGAACCUAGCUCUUAGCUCUGUGCCCUUUCCACUGUAUAAUGCAAUCAUCAGGCUCUUUAUCUGUCCCCAAGGGAAUAUGGAGGAGAAAGGGUUCCUAAGUAUCAAAGACCUCCCUUUGGAAAACGAAGGUGGAAGUCUUUUUUUUUUUUUUUCUAAAACAUUGUCUCCCUAAAGCAUAGUUAAUAAUAAUUAGCUUAAAUUUAUUCUGAUAUUACUUAAGAAAUUAGGUCCAUCUAGGAAAGAGGCUACUGUGAGGGCUUGACUUUAUACACUAGACUACAUGCAGGUCUCUUAUUUUUACUGUCACAAUCUGAUGUUACACCGAGUGUUCCUUUGGCCACUAACUGACUUCUGCUUUUCUUCAGUCAUUUGUUCAGGAAAACUUGUCAAGAGUUUGCCAGCUCUGGUUCCCAUGCCAAGUACUGUACAGGGUGCCACAGGCAAUCAUAAGAAGCCCUUCUCUCACCUUGAAUCUUGGCCACAUCAUGUGCGUUACUAAAAUUGAAAUUUUUGCAUUAAAAGGCUUAAAGAAAUCA